AUGUUAUCGAAUGCCAGAUUUCCUGGCUCUGCCAUAACAGAGGAAACAAGUCAGCAUGGGUCGGACAACUCGGCGAGCCAGUCUGUCUCUCAUGAAAAAGACGCCUACGCACACUCCGAGAAGCAACUCAAGGACAUUCCCGACACAACUACCGAAGAGCUGAAAGCUCCCUAUGCGGAGAAGUCCGCUGAGUCACGAACACAAUACGGUCUGCAUGAUCGCCUUUCAUCAACGCAAGACCACCAAGCAGAGCUCGAAGCAGGGGUCCAUAGACCGUCCCUCGAUGACCUUCGCUCAGAUCAGUCAUCCCAGAGAAGCCCGAUGAGUCGGGUGACUACCGAUGCUGAUGGCAAUACCUAUCCCGAGGGCGGCUUGGAAGCAUGGCUGGUUGUCUUUGGAAGUUUUAUGGGACUAUUUGCAUCUCUCGGCCUCAUCAACACCAUCGGUACUUUCCAAGCCUAUCUGCAAGCUCACCAGCUGCGAGAGUACACGCCAGGGAACACAGGGUGGAUCUUUGGCGUGUACUCGUUCCUGACCUUCUUCUGCGGAGUCCAGAUUGGUCCAGUGUUUGAUGCGAAGGGCCCACGCUUUCUCGUGUUCGCGGGCUCUGUCCUGACCAUGGCGAUGACGAUCGCACUAGGAUUCUGCACUCAAUAUUGGCAUUUCAUGAUCGUAAUCGGUGUUGCCGGAGGAAUAGGCGCCUCAUUGAUCUUUACGCCUGCAAUAUCCGCAGUGGGUCAUUUCUUCAACGAGAGACGAGGUGUUGCUACUGGUCUUGCUGCUACCGGUGGCUCUGUCGGGGGUAUUGUCUUCCCACUGGUCCUAGAAGCCCUUUUCCAGAAGAUUGGCUGGGCAUGGGCCACCCGCGUCGUCGCUCUUAUCUGCCUGGUUUUGCUGGUUAUUUCAUGCGUGCUGGUGAAAUCCCGCCUCCCCAAAAAACCAGCAUCGCGAGAGAACGUGCUCCCAGACUUCCGGAUCUUCCGAGAUCCAAAAUUUGCCCUCACGACGGCAGGCAUAUUCUUUGUGGAAUGGGGUCUCUUUGUCCCCAUCAGCUAUAUCUCCUCAUAUGCCCUGGAUCAUGGCGUCUCGACCAAGCUGUCAUAUCAGAUGGUAGCUUUUCUCAACGUGGGCUCGUUCUUAGGCAGGGCGAUUCCUGGUUUUAUUGCAGACUUUCUGGGCCGCUUCAACACGUUGAUCGUCACAGUUGCUCUCUGUCUGGUGUGCAACGCAUGUCUCUGGCUUACUGCGGGCGAUAGUGUCCCCCUAAUGAUCGUGUAUUGCGUGAUAUUCGGUUUUGCAAGUGGCAGCAACAUCAGUCUCACUCCGGUCUGUGUCGGACAAUUAUGCAAGAUUGAGAACUAUGGAAGAUACUACGCAACGGCAUACACAAUUGUGAGUUUUGGCACUUUGACCGGUAUCCCCAUCGCUGGUGAGAUCCUCAGCCGUUGCAACGGAGAGUACUGGGGCCUCAUCGUCUUUACGACUUGUUGCUAUGCUGUGGGCUUAGCGUGUGUCACUUCAGUGAAGCUUGUCCACGUUGGCUGGCGUCAACCGUGGGUUGUUUACUAA
This is a messenger RNA of Aspergillus clavatus NRRL 1, 1569 nucleotides long. Its product is annotated as MCT family MFS transporter. The record is from RefSeq and is a predicted model, not a curated record. Gene Ontology annotation, molecular function: transmembrane transporter activity. Gene Ontology annotation, biological process: transmembrane transport. NCBI's taxonomy places the organism in Eukaryota, Fungi, Ascomycota, Eurotiomycetes, Eurotiales, Aspergillaceae. Gene Ontology annotation, cellular component: fungal-type vacuole membrane. The transcript is spliced from 2 exons. Bases 1 to 1569 code for a protein of 522 amino acids.